Molecule: messenger RNA, 1950 nt
Organism: Fusarium pseudograminearum CS3096
Lineage: Eukaryota; Fungi; Ascomycota; Sordariomycetes; Hypocreales; Nectriaceae
Exons: 4
Coding region: 1-1950 (649 amino acids)
Biological process (GO): biosynthetic process
Molecular function (GO): transaminase activity; pyridoxal phosphate binding
Source: RefSeq, a predicted model, not a curated record
AUGGCUCCAUCCACAUCUUCCAAAGCCAGAUCCGAGAGCAAUGCGACUGUUAUCUCCUCAGUCACCGCAACCACUGCGACCAAAGGCGCAGCUCUCAAGUCAUUGCCCUCACCGAAAGACCUGUCACAUCUUUUCUCAAUAAUCACAAGAAAUCGGGAUCAGAGCGAGAUCAAAGCUUUUUACAAGUUUAUGCAAAUUCCUGGCAUUAGCAAUUUUGCUGGAGGAAUGCCAAACGCCCAGUAUUUCCCAUUCGAGACUCUAGAAGCUCAAAUAUCAAAGCCAGACAGAUGGCAACCCACAGCCAACUACCCAGAGCAGGUAGAGGAACCAGCACCAGAGCCUGCGCCACCUGCGCCUACGUCCGGUCUUCAUGGUUUUAUUAGCCAUAUCAACAAGAAGGGCAAAAACAUCAUUCACAAAGACAACAACAAAGAAGCCGACUCCCAUAAGAAACCCACACGCAUCAUAAUCCCCAAGUUUGUCAAUGAGACAGAUCCCACCAAGAGGGUCGAUCUCACCACCGCCCUUCAAUAUGGGCAGGUCACCGGCUACCCACCUCUGCUCUCCUUCAUCAAGCAGUUCACAAACAAGGUUCUCUAUCCAGACAUUCCAUACAAGGGAGGAGUGGACGUGAUUCUCAACAAUGGAAGCACGGAUGGAUUCUCAAAGGUCCUCCAACUUCUGGUUGAUCCCUGGUACGAGGGACUACACCCCACGAGCGAGAGACAAGGCAUGCUCUGCGAGACAUUUGUCUUUGGAAACAUCAUCACUCAAGUCAAGCCACUCGGUAUCAACAUUGUACCUAUUGAGAUUGAUGACCAGGGCAUGGUUGUUGAAGGCCCUGGUGGUCUACGAGAGGUGCUUGAGAACUGGGAUCCUGAGAAUGGUCUAUUGCCACACUUCCUCUACACAGUAACAAUGGGAGACAACCCCUCAAGCGGUGUUGUUGGAAUCAGGAGAAGAAGAGAGAUUUACGCUCUGGCAAGCAAGUUCGAUAUCAUCAUCGUCGAGGAUGAUCCUUAUUGGUUUCUCCAAUUCCCUUCUGCCGCCCUUCACGAAGCCAAGGCACGAGGCUAUGGCAAGCCUCAGGACACCCAGGCACCCAAGCCGGCCAUCAAAUCCGGCUAUGAGUUCAUCGAUUCGCUCGCUCGCUCUUAUCUAAGCAUGGAUAUCGACGGCCGAGUCAUUCGCCUGGACACCUUCUCAAAGACAAUCGCCCCUGGUGCUCGGCUGGGUUACAUUACUGCCCAACCUGCAAUCAUUGAACGUCUUACAAGGAUUGCCGAGACGGGCGCCGGCCAACCUUCUGGCUUCGUCCAAGCACUUGUCGCUCAGACUCUCCUUGGCCCUCAAUCCUCUACCCUCCAAAAAUUCUUCUAUCUCCCACAAUCCAAGAAGCCCACAUUUACGGGCUGGAAGCUCGAUGGCUGGGUGAGAUGGUUGGAAGGCCUUCGUGGAGAGUAUGAGCGCCGCAUGAUACGCAUGUGCAAGACCCUCGAAGAGAACGCCUUCCAGUUGAACAGUUCUACACCCAGCAGUCCUGACUCCGACUGGAACAUCAUCACAAAAACGAGACUGAUGGAUUUCGACUGGCCUCGUGGAGGUAUGUUCUUGUGGGUACGAGUACACUUCGAGAAGCACCCUCUCUACCAAGCCAAGGUGGGCCGCAAAUCACUGCCAACCAUCGACGGCCCUGCCCUUUCAAAGGCAUUCCUCAUCCACAGCACCAGAGCACCUCAUCUGGUGCUAGGAAGCCCUGGUACCAUGUUCAGUGCUACACCACAGGUCCGGGAUGAGCGUGGCUGGCGGUAUGUGCGAUUGUGUUUCGCAGCUGAGAGUGACGAAAACAUCGAUGCUGGUUCAUUGAGGUUUACAAAGGCUGUGCAAACCUUUUUUGAGAUUCAGGAAAUCUCGGAAAUUCAGGAACUUCUUGAGGAAUUACACGGUUAA